Messenger RNA from Aplysia californica (California sea hare), 3711 nucleotides. Its product is annotated as zinc finger protein 493-like. Bases 694 to 3534 code for a protein of 946 amino acids. Gene Ontology annotation, biological process: regulation of transcription by RNA polymerase II. Gene Ontology annotation, molecular function: RNA polymerase II cis-regulatory region sequence-specific DNA binding; DNA-binding transcription factor activity, RNA polymerase II-specific. The record is from RefSeq and is a predicted model, not a curated record. Lineage: Eukaryota; Metazoa; Mollusca; Gastropoda; Aplysiida; Aplysiidae. Gene Ontology annotation, cellular component: nucleus. The transcript has a single exon.
ACUGUGCAAUGUUUGGAGGAGUUUAUGGUGUGUGCUGAUGUUUGAUGAUUCAAUCAAUAAUAAUUGUUCCAAGUAGGCCUAGAUCUAGAUCUAGAUCUAGAUCUAGACGUCUAGAUUCUAAAUACCGGGACACUUGGGCUUGGGACAGUUCAGUUUGUGAUAGAUCUAGAUCUAGAUCUAGUCUAGAAUCUAGAUCUAGAGAUCUAGAUAUGAUAAAUAUUCUAGAUCUAGAUCUAGUGUGUUAAAACCUGGAAAAAAUUGAUGAAGGACUCAGGCUCAACUUGCCAUCAUAGAUCUGGAUCUAAUUUUACUUUCAAUUUGGUGCAGUGUAGGGUCACUAAGUUUAGUGUAAGACCCUUAGCUAAACUUUUACAGGUGACAGUGCCAAACUAGAUCUAAUCAGGCCUAGAAUCCUCGGUCUAGAUAUAGUGAGAGUCUAGGCUAGAUCUAGGUAGGACUUAAAUUUAAAUUGUUGUAGAUCUACAAGCUUGUGGAAUUUGUGAAUAACAUCCUUAAACUCUGAAUUGACCAAUGGUCGUUGAUUCAGUAGGCGGCAGUUUUGCAAAAGAAAGUAGGCCUAAAGUUGUUUUCUUUUGGACCUUAUUCACUGUUGAGAGCUAGAUCUAGAUCUAGAUCUAGAGUCUAGACUAGCUGUCUUCAAAUUCAAAGGUCGUGUCCACAUUGUAAUUAAAAAUGGCUGACAUUUCCAACUCUGAAAAACAAAUGAUGAAAGUCAAUUUCGAGGAAGACACUGUGAAUAGUCUUUUCUCUGGAGAAGGCAUGAAUCUGAGCAUUGAUGGCAUCGUAUUUCAAGGUGCACCAAGUAAUUCUAGUUCUAGUUCUCAUGCUCUAAGGGAAGAUGUGAAAUGUGAUAUUACAAGUGGAGAAAAUUACUCUGAAGAUAGGAGCAGUUCUCUGUUCUUGUUUGACCUCAAAGAACAAAAACCUGUUGUAAAAGUAAAAGACGUCCAUCUUCCAUUGAUAAAAGAAGAGUCUGGUUUUGAAUGGCCGUAUGAUGUCAAUGUCGAGGGAAAAAACGAACCAGACAUUGAAAACAGAAAUAUGGCAGUAAAAGAUGAGCCUAUUUAUUUGUUUGGGGUGGAGGAAGAGAUAAAACCUGUCAUAGCCAUGAAACCAGAGUGCUUCACAGAUAUUGGUAUGGUAAAAACUGAACCACAUUUUGAAUAUUUUCCUGACAUUGAUGAUGAAGUGAAACCAAAAGUGGAGACUUUUGGGAAAGAGGAAGUGCCUGAAUGGGAGGGUCCAGACUUUGGAGAGAUGGGAAAGACAGAAGGACAAGUGGGAGAUGUGGAGGAGCCCAUGUUCGUUGAGGAUCACAUGAGUCAGGCUGGAGGACUACAGCAGCAAAUCUCCACUGAAAGGGGUUUGUCUAUGGCGCAGAGUUCCAACCCAGACACAGAUGUUGUUGCAUCCACUCACCAAACUUCAACUUUCUCUGCUGAUCCAAUUCUUCUGGAAUGUAAUGUCUCAAAUUCUGGCUUUAGGGUCAAGAAUAAAGAUUCAGGUUUCAACUUUUCUUGUGCUGUGUCUAUUUCUGGUUCUGUAAAUUUUUCUGAGUCUCCUUCUAGUACCACACAGCCAAAAGUGUACAAAGAAACAGAUUCUGGUCAUUCAGAUAAUCCCAGGCUUACAGUUAGGGAAAAUACUUACUCAGAAGAAACACCUCUCCAGUGUAAAGUUUGUGGUGAACAGUUUACACAAAGUGAUAACCUACUGAGACAUAAAGAAAUACACACUGGAAAAAAGCUGUACAAGUGUGAAGUUUGUGGUGCAACAUUUGCAAAGAGUGACAGCCUUCAGAGACAUAAAAGAACACACAUGGGAGAAAAAUCUGACAGUGAAGUUUGUGGUGCGACAUUUGUACAGACGGGUGCCAUGCGGAGACAUAGAAAAAUACACACUGGAGAAAAGUCUUACGAGUGUGAAGUUUGUGGUGUUAUGUUUACUCGAUCCAGUGUCUUAAAGAGUCACCAAAGAGCACACAGAGGAGAAAAACCUUACGAGAGUGAAGUUUGUGGUGAAAAAUUUACGAAAAGUGGAACCCUACUGGGACAUAAGGCACCCCCAGGUAAAAAGGUUUACAAGUGUGAAGUUUGUGGUGCUACUUUUGCACAAAUGGGUGUUCUGCAGAGACACAUGAAAGCUCACGUAAGAGGAAAGCCCUACAAGUGUGAAGUUUGUGGGGUAAUGUUUACAAAAGCGAGUGUCUUGAAGAGUCACCAAAGAAGACACACAAGGGAAAAGCAGUGUGAAGUUGGUGAAAAGUUUACAAAAAGAGGUAAUCUACUGAAACAUAAAAGAACAUAUACAGAAGAAAAACCUUACUUGUGUGAAGUUUGUGGUGAGAGGUUUACAAAAAGUGAUAGCCUACUGAGACAUAAAUUAACACACAGUGGAGAAAAACCUCAAUGUGAAAAUUGUGGUGCGACAUUUGCUGAGAUUGACAGCCUUCACAGACACUUGAAAAAAGCACACACCAAUGAAAAACCUCACAAAUGUGAACUUUGUGGUGCAACAUUUGCAGAGAGUGACAAUCUUCACAGACACAAAAGAACACACUUGGAAAAAAAAUCUUACAAAUGCGAAUUUUGUGGUGCGACAUUUGAACAGAUGGGUGUCCUGCAGAGACACAUGAAAGUACACGUCAGAGGAAGGCGCUUCAAGUGUGAAGUUUGUGGCGCAAUGUUUACACUAGCCUGUGUUUUGAAGAGUCACCGAAGAGCACACACAGGAGAAAGACCUUACGAGUGUGAAGUUUGUGGUGAAAAGUUUACCCAACCCAGUGUCCUGAAGAGUCACCAAAGAUUACACACGGGAGAAAAGCCUUACAAGUGUGAAGUUUGUGGUAAAAGGUUUACACACAGUUCUGGCCUGCUAAUACAUAAGACAACACACACGGAAGAAAAACCUUGGAAGUGUGAAGUUUGUGAUAAAAGGUUUGUAACACGUCGUUGCCUACAGGUUCAUAAAAGGACACACACAAAAGAAAAACCUUACAAGUGUGAAGUUUGUGGUGGAGCAUUUUCACAUCUCUCGACUUUGAAGAGUCACAAAAAAAUUCACACAGGAGAAAAACCCUACAAUUGUGAAAUUUGUAGAAAAGCAUUUAGGGAAAGUAGCUGCCUACAGAAACAUAAAAGAAGAGUACACACAGGAGAAAGGGGUUACAAGUGUGAAGCUUGUGGCAAAAUGUUUUUAUUUGCCAGUGACUUGAAGAGUCACGUACGAACACACACAGGAGAAAAGCCUUACAAUUGUGAAGUUUGUGGUAAAAGGUUUGCACAUAGUAGUGGCCUUUCAGUACAUAAAAGAAUACACACAGGAGAAAAACCUUUCAAGUGCGAAAUUUGUGGUAAAACGUUUAGAGGAGGUGGAAGUCUAGUAAGACAUAAAAUAACACACACAGGAGAAAAACCAUACCAGUGUGAAAUUUGUGGCAAAAGAUUUACAAGAGCUUCUCACCGAGUAGAACAUAUGACGAGAAAACACUGGAGAAAAACCUUGCAAGUGUGAAGUUUGUGGUGAAAGGAUUUUUCACAAAGUGGUAACAUACUUGGUGGUAAAAAACUACCCAAGACCUGACAAGUAUGGAGUUUAUUUAAAGUGAAACAUGUAAAUUUACAAGAAGUUACCUGUACUGGUACAAAAUAACACACAAAGGAGCAAAACCUGACACGUGUGGAGUUUAUG